GCCUCGUAACCAAUCGUGAGCACGGUUUUCUUUUCAGUGAGUUUCAUACAUUCUUUUUUCUUUUUAUAAAAGAUAAUUUGCUUUUGAUCUCGUGCUAUACACUUAUUCAAUAACCCACCAACUCACUUAUUCUUUCUGUUUCUCUCUCUCAUACAUGCACGCACGCACGAGCCUCUCAGCAUCCAAUCAGACACCAAGAUGUCUUUCAAGAUGAGGGUCUCACAGCGUCCACCCAGUAUCUUCAAGGUCUUACAAACUGCUCCUCAUCCGUCUCUCCCACACCACAAGCUAAAUGUUAUUUUCCCCAGCGCCAGGUAAGGUUUAUAAAUCACAUUUCCUGUCGUUGACCCAUCACACGUGACCCGCUCUUCCUGACGGUCGCCAUGACAGCCGCACGUUGUGGUCUCCCCUUCAUCACCAAGUGUCCCCCUCCUCCCUCUGAGAGUUAAUGACAGGAAUACGAGGUUGGAACAAGCUCCACCCUUCACUCAGACCAGGAAGUUUAUUUACUCUCCGACAACUUGCUCACGGGAGCUAAAUUUAUCUCCCCUUUAACCUUAUCUCGUCAUCGUGAGGUCAGCAAGGGUCAUGCCUACAAUACAGGCAGUCGGCAUAUAAAAUGAUACCAAAUCAGUGGACGAUAAACACUUAAUCGCAAACUGGACAUAAACCAAAGUUGUAGUUUUUGUUUUUCAUGAGGGUGUCACAUGGUUCACAUCGGGUAGGAGGAAAAACUCUUUAUCUUUAUCUCCAGAGAGCGAGAUUCAACCUCUGUUCGACUUGUGCAAAUCAUCUCAUUGCCAGUGGGUUUAUCCCAUGAAUCUGUUGGUUGUUUUUUUUUUUUUUUUUUUUUUUUCUCUGAAGUAAACAUGUGUGUGUCCGCUGUUCCUACGCCACGACUUCAGUUGACGACAAUAAACUUCCGCGUGUGACGGGAUCCCCAGAAACUUCUCGACUACCCACAGUGCCCCGCGCAUGCCUUCGAUGAAAUGGGAAAUAAGAUAUGAAGGACCUGGUGCGACUAUAAACGACUAAACUUUUCUGUUCUGUCCUUGAACAGAUCGUGCAAGGCUGAGGACUGUGUGUAGGGCUGCACCCUGCUCAUGCGCGACAGGAAGAAGCCAACAAGUGUUUGAAUCUUGAGAUCCGGUGUUGUAAACAUUUCCUUCUGUACAGUGGCAUGGGGCGCACACCCGUGUACCCGUUCAAACAAGCUGUAUAGUACUAUCAGCUAAAGCUGUACAAUGCUGGUAUUCCCAAGAUAGCUGACGGUUGUCUCUCCGGUGGUUGGACGUUGGAGACAAAGCAGGAACAACAUCAUGGCGGUCGAAAGGCGAUGGUCAGGAACGUUAACUUUAGGAAAAGUGGUUUCCAGCGGUUGUCUGCCGACGCUGGUUCGUCUGGAGGAAGGUUAUCGUGGUCCUCGGGAAUCCUUGUCCUUGUCCAGCGGGGACAUCAUGGCCUUGCAGAGCUGUGUGACCGCCAGCCGUAAGAAAGUGGUUCUUACUUAUUACAUGGAAGACAACGACAUCGACGACUGGAAUCCUGACAACACCAGCGAGGACUACCGGAAGCUGAUCGUGCUGCCAUUGCACAACAAGUGCAUCUCUAGACUCGAGGUCUGUCAGCUGUACGACCCCGACCGUGACCUCUACCGUCGCUACGUCAACAGCCGGUUCCGGGAGUGGAGCUGGAUUGACCGAGAGGACGACCUCAAGCAAGCCUUGGAAAAGUCGAAUUGUUGCGACGACAUCAGCGUGUACACAGACGUCAACGAGGUCCUCAGAAGGAGAUCAACUCAGGAGGAAGUCAUUCAGUCACCUGCGCCCCAUCCAGAUAGUCCAAAAGAAAGGAAGAAGACGCCUCCUCCUCCACCUCCACGUCGUCCAUCGUGCCGCGAGCCGAUGCAGACCCUCCCACCACCCGUCUUGCCACCCCGAGUUCUUCCACGGGGAGGAAACUCGAUGCAUUUAACCGAGAGCAUCUACGAGAUUUCUGACGAGGACUUCGCUAACUCUCAACCAAUUCUUGGGAGAUCACCACGAACAGAUGUGACAUCGGUUGUGCCCUUGUCGACCAAUGCACCUCCUAUCAAGCCCAGGACGAGGACGACGAGAAGCCAGAAGGACUACCUUGUCCCAUGUUAUCUUCCGCACCAGCGGGUGGCAUCACCUGCGCGCGUCACCCCGUCCCCCGAGUACACCGACGUUGACGUCGUUGAGAUGGACAAGGAUCGGAGGAAGCAAGCGAAAGCUCGCAGUCCCACUAGUCCAACACCUCUCCAGCCACCCCGGUCACCGGCACAGUCACGGGCCCACCCAGGCUCCAAGCCCGUUGGCCGUGUUCAGCCCAGCGUCAUACCCAUCUCCCACCCCGAUCAAAAUAAACAACCAAUCAUUCCGCCGCAUCCAGAUGUCAGUUCGAAACCAGAACAGGGGCUCCCGGAGAUCAAGCGGGACAUGACUGAAAUGACCAUCAGACAGUUGUGCUCAGUUCUGGACAAAUGCGGAAUGACGAGGCUGGCGGAAGUGUGUCAAGACCAACGCCUGGACGGUAACUACCUGAGCUCCCUGUCCGACUCCAGCCUGUCCAAUGAUCCUUUCUCUCUCUCCCUCUUUGAGCUGGACAAGCUUCGUCGGAUCAAGCUUGGCUGGAGGCCAAAUCUUGGAUGACUUACUGUUCCUGGAAUCGCAUACUUCGAUGACGCUUUGUUGUGAUGAUUUGAGACACGUGACUAGUGAGGUUGGGCAGCAGAGCAUGAGAAAGAGAAAUAGGGAAAAGGUGGAAGAGAGGGAGGACAGGGGAAGAAAAAAGAAAAUAUGUGUAUGUGUGGAACACAUAUGAAGGUUCACUGUGAAAGUGCAUGCCAGGAUAUCGUUUGGUGACCUCUGCUCCGGAAGUUGCUGAAAAUAUCAUCAUCGUCGUCGUCGUCGUUGUCGUCAUCGUCGUCGUCAUCAUCAUCAUCAUCAUCAUCAUCAUCAUCAUCAUAACAACAAUAUGUGGUGGUCGCUUGUAUAGCGCCUUAUCCUGGCCUGUGAACUUCUUAAAGCGCUUUACAAAUGACAGAAGGUGCAAAAGGUUAUGUGACGUCAAAAUAAGAUUAUGACAAAAUAAGAUGACGUCAAAAUAAGGUGAUGUCAAAACAAAAUAACGUCAAAAUAAGAUGGCUACAAAAUGGUGUUCAGAGAUCCUCCUGGUGAGCUCCACAUUUAUAAGGAGACGCUAGCGGAGGAAACAAGUGCACAGUUCUUCGUCCUUUUUCUUGUCCUUCAUUUCAUGAGGACCUUUUUCACACAUUUGUUUAUGUUGCUUCAGUUCUUCGAUAACAGUGGUAAUGAAAGAACGACAAAGCAACCGAUGCAAGUGCGGUUGGCACAAAAUAAACUUCGUUGAAAUAAUUUUUGAGGUGACUGCAAUAUCUUGAAUCAAGACGCAGAGUUAAGUAUUCUACACGAACUCUGUAUCUGUUAUCCUCAUUUCUAGAUCUCAUGGACAUUUCAAAACUUCGAAUUUGUUAUUCAUUUCACAAUGUUAUACAGGGCAUCGGGAAUAUAAUAAGAACUAUUUGAACAAUGCAAUCUCAUAUCAAAUCAUCAUACUCUUAUUUUGUUUACACCUCUCUCCCAAUUUCAAUCAUCACUAUUACUAAUUAUCACUUCAGUUUCAUGCUAUCAUCAUGUAUUAUUCUAUCAUUUCCUCUCUCUCAGUCUCUUUUUUUUCUCGUUCAUUGCAAUAAUUUAUCUCUUCAUUCACCGCCAUCAUUAGAUAUCUUCAAAUCAGUGUCACAUCUUCUAUCACAAUUGUUUUGAUCGAUGCAAUUAAUUACGACAGAUACACCACACCUGACAUUAUAAGUGUUUCAAUCCGCUGUCUAAUCAACAAAUCUUCAGAUUUUUAGGUUUAUUAUAGAAUUUUUUUCUUGAAGUCGUUGUGACGUGUCUCUAAAUCACACUGAACAACAUUUACAGAUUCGUGUAGACUGUGAAAUCAUCCAUAUUGAGCUGGAAUUAAAACUUUAAAACUUAAAA
This is a messenger RNA of Pomacea canaliculata, 4028 nucleotides long. RefSeq lists its product as uncharacterized. The transcript has 8 exons. NCBI's taxonomy places the organism in Eukaryota, Metazoa, Mollusca, Gastropoda, Architaenioglossa, Ampullariidae. The record is from RefSeq and is a predicted model, not a curated record. The coding region runs from base 1320 to 2672 and encodes 450 amino acids.